Cataglyphis hispanica is the source of this 960-nucleotide messenger RNA. RefSeq names its product U11/U12 small nuclear ribonucleoprotein 25 kDa protein. The record is from RefSeq and is a predicted model, not a curated record. The transcript has 2 exons. Bases 418 to 960 code for a protein of 180 amino acids. Gene Ontology annotation, biological process: mRNA splicing, via spliceosome. Gene Ontology annotation, cellular component: U12-type spliceosomal complex. NCBI's taxonomy places the organism in Eukaryota, Metazoa, Arthropoda, Insecta, Hymenoptera, Formicidae.
AAAAACCUCGAAGCGCUCUAAGUAAAUCUUUGCAUUGUCGAUAAUAAAACAGUGAUGUGAUACAAUAAAACAUUUAUUUCAUUAUUCUUGAGACAACUACAUAAAAAAUCUAUACAUUUUCGAUAAAACAACAAUUAAUGAAUUAAAAUAUUCGAAUAAUUAAAUUCAUGUAAUUAUCUUGAAUGCUGUCAAAACGAUCGGUAAUGUUAUCAAUCUUCGAUUAUAUCCGGGUUCACUGAAUCUAUUCACUGAGCCUACUUGACUUUUAUUUAUUAUUGGGAUCAUUUGAGUUUGAUAUUCUCAUAGAAUCACACUAAUCCAUAGAUUAUACUUUUUUAAAUACAAAUGCUACUUACAUUAUGAAUUGAAAUAUAAUCUAUUGUAUAAUCUAGAUUAACAUGAAAUAAUUUUAAUAUUAUGGACAUUGUCAAAGAUACAAAGUCAGAGCAUAUUGCUUUGACAGAUUCCAAUGAAAAGACAGAAUUGUGUGCUGACAAAGUAAAGUCUGAAACUACACGACCUAAUCAUCAAGAAUUAAUAAAAUUGACUAGAAUGACUAUAGAUAAUAUGAUCAAGAAUGAUCCAUUGCUCUGCAAAUUGCCUUCAGAUGUUACGAUGGAAGAAGUUAAAUCACAAAUUGCAGUUGCGCAAGGACAAGCUAUAACUUUAUUCUUAAAUCGCGGAGAAUUGCCAAAGCUUGCAGUGGUGAUUCCACCACAUAAUACAACGGUGCUUGAUUUGAAAAAGGCUAUAAAGCGACACAUGAAUUUAUCCUUGAAAAGGGAAAAUGUCAAGAAGAAGAUAAGUUGGAAACAUAUUUGGAAGAAAUAUCAUCUUUGUUUUGAAGACAUUAGACUUACUAAUGACAAUGAAAAUAUUAAAGCUUACAAUAUCACUAAUAAAGCGGAAUUACAUUUUGCAAAGAGACGAAGAGAAAAGAAUAAAUUGCUAAAAGAUUAA